This is a messenger RNA of Sorghum bicolor (sorghum), 1240 nucleotides long. RefSeq lists its product as uncharacterized. The record is from RefSeq and is a predicted model, not a curated record. Lineage: Eukaryota; Viridiplantae; Streptophyta; Magnoliopsida; Poales; Poaceae. Bases 146 to 913 code for a protein of 255 amino acids. The transcript has 7 exons.
CGGCCUCCUUGCCGGCCGAUCGGGCGCGCGGCCAGCCAGGCAGCGACGACCGGCGGCGGCGAGGCGGGCGGAGACCACGCGCGGCGAGGGCUCAAGAGCAUAAGUGGAUUGCAGCGUUUCGUCGCCUUACAUAGGAUUAGGACAGAUGGGAGCCCUGAAUGGUAGAAACCCUUCUACCGUUUUGGAUGGCCUCUAUGGGGUGCAGCUUGGUGACCGUCCAUCGCAGCCGGCACAAACUGAGGAUGAAGCUCUCCGGACCACGACCACCGUUGUAGAGUCAUCAGCUUGCGAACACCACAAGAGUGGUACAACGCAACAAAGAUUGCUGAUCCGAAGAGUAUGGCAGCAGAUACCCUCUUGCUUGAAGCCCAUCCACUGCACCAUUACAUGUGACAAGCAUGCUGGUGAGACUAUUGCGAAUGUCGUCACCUCUCUGCCCUUCAUUGUUCUUGGACUGCAGACUCCAAGGAAGAAUUUGAACACCGCUAUCUACGCGAAUUCGCUGGUUGGGGUGGGAGUAGCUUCAAGCUUGUAUCAUUCUUCCAAAGGAGAAAUCCGAAAGUUUCUGCGCUGGGCCGACUACACUAUGAUUGCUACCACCACACUUUGUUUGUCGAGAGCACUUAGCAAUGAGAACCCAAGAUUACUAAUGACAGCAUCAGCAUUGCUCCUGCCGUUCCAGCCAUUGAUGGUUUCAGCUGUCCACACUGGACUGAUGGAGGUUUCCUUUGCAAGAAGAGCAUCAAUUGAACCAGAGCUCAGGAUGGCACAUAACCUGCACAAAAUGUCAUCUCUGCUGGGAGGUGCGCUGUUCAUUGCCGACGAUUGCUUCCCCGAGACUCCCUAUAUCCACGCUGCAUGGCAUCUUGCUGCUGCGAUUGGCAUUGGCACUUGCAACAAGCUUCUUGAAUGACAGUUGAAAUGGUCCUUCACUCCUGCUGAUAUCAACAAGUAGUUGAUUUCAGUAUUAUUACGAGGUUAGAGUGCAUACAGGCAACUUGUCGACAUUUAAAAUAGCAAACACUGUAGGUCUAUAUUGGAUAGGAGAUUGGAAGUCUAUCAGAUUGAUAUCAGAUACUGUUUUUUUUUUCUUUAGGUGAACUAGGUGUCUAGGUUGGCUUGUGUAUGUAUUUCUGCUAGGAUUUGUUUAGGAUUUUCACCAUUGUUGUGACAGUGAGGUGACCUGCAACAACAAGAGUUGUAGAUGGAACUAUAAUAUAAUAUAACUGUUUCCACCAAA